Molecule: messenger RNA, 3362 nt
Organism: Planococcus citri (citrus mealybug)
Lineage: Eukaryota; Metazoa; Arthropoda; Insecta; Hemiptera; Pseudococcidae
Product: zinc finger protein 354B-like
Exons: 10
Coding region: 594-3068 (824 amino acids)
Biological process (GO): regulation of transcription by RNA polymerase II
Cellular component (GO): nucleus
Molecular function (GO): RNA polymerase II cis-regulatory region sequence-specific DNA binding; DNA-binding transcription factor activity, RNA polymerase II-specific
Source: RefSeq, a predicted model, not a curated record
CGAGUAUUUCUCACACUAUUCAACAUCGAGAUUAUCAGAAUUUAUUUCUACUCUAAGCUGCUAUCGUUUCUUAUUUCUGUUUGUUUUUUAAAAAUAUUUUUGGCAUUUAUCAAACGAUGUUUUAAACAGCUGAUUUAUGAAGACGAGUAAGAACGAAGCGUUCCGUUUCGUCAGAGGCAUAAGCUGGACCGAAUACCCGGAUUAGUGGUAUCGUCUUCAUCAAACUGAUAACCCGGAAAUAUUAGUGAGUAGGUAUUUGCUUCAGCCGAAUACUUACGGUUACAUAUCCGUCUCUGUUCGAGCUCUGCUAGGUACCCAGAUGAGUAAAUAUGUACAUGUUCUUAUCACUGUAAUAUCUAAUCAGCCCGUGCCCGAGGGUGAUUGUAUUAUGGUUACAUAGGUGAUACAGAAAACGUCUUUUUUAUAAACGUACAGUAUCAAAUUUCUUGAACGAGAAGUUGUGUAAAAGACUACCUACGUGCAUUCGCUGAAAUUCAUUCAGUAGUGAAAAAUGAUUGUUCGGAUGACAUUAAUUUGAAACGACAUAGAAUCGUUGUGUAAUUUUAUCAAAGUUUUCAUGUUUUAUCAGUACUAUGAGUUCAUUAAAUAAUUUUUCGAAAGAGGAAACCGCGAGACGAACGCGUAACAUCGGCUAUCGUCAUUCUGCCCUACAUCAGUUUACAAACCAUAACUCGAGGCACUUCCGAGAUUAUGGUUGUCCAUCUGGAAUUGGAAGUGAAUGUUGUGGAACUGAAAGCGAAACUGAAGAACUUUCUAAGAAACAUAAAGAGCUAUCCGAAUCUGCAAAAUGUGAAGCUAAAACAAUUGAGAUUGUAGAAUGUAUCGAAAAGGUUGCCGAAGGUGGUUGCUCUAUAGGUUUCAGUAUGCCUUCCCUAAAAAUAUCGAGACAUGACCUUCAUCCUUCGGAGGAACCACUUGAACAAUUUUCUGACGAUGGCUGUAUUAGACGCAUAACACAAGCUUCGCUCGUUGAACUCAUUGAAAAGGUUACUGAAGAUUACUCUGCGAAGUCGUUCAGGCUUCCCCUAGAAAUAUCGAGCGACGAUCAUCAUAAUUUGGAGGAACAACUUGAACAAGUUCCUGACGAAGUUGCGCUCGUAGAAACUGCUCAAAAUAUUUCCGAAGACGCUGGUAACACCAUUGUUGCACCGAUUGAAAUUUCCACAAAUACUCGUAAUAUUACUGAAAAUACUUCCAACACAAGUUUCAUCAUACUUGUACCUUCUGCAGAAAACCCCAACAACAUCCUUCAUAAUGCGGAGGCACGACCUGCACAAUAUUUUGAAGUUGCACGUUCAGAAACUUCCAGAAAUAUUAGUGAAGAUAUUCGCGACUAUUUGACUAUCCCGUUCCCAGAAUAUUCGCAUAGCAGUCUAUGUACGAGUAAUACAGCGACACGUCCUCAGAACGAAGAUGAUCAAUUUUUAAAUUUGACCACCAUCUCCACACAAAUAUUGAAUGAUGAAGUUUGUUGUAACGUAGAAGAGCAAUCUCAACAACCAUCUGAAGAGAAUCCCACCUCAAAAGAUCCACAGAGCUGUUUCUCUGACUCGACGAAAGCGACCAAUGGUGUGUUCUUGCUCGUACUCAAUGAACAAUUUGUUAAAGCACACGCUGGGCAAACACUACGGAUAGGACAAGUACAAGUGGCAACCCAACGCACAAACUGUAACAAUGAGCUAAAUGUGAAUCAGCGCGAUGGGCAGACUUCUUCAGCGGGAUGCUCAAAAAGCUUGGAAAAUGGUGGCAAAGGCAGGAUUUCACGCUCUGCCAAAAAGAAAAAAAAACUUCGCAGCGCAGCUACCAUGAUACAAACCUCGGAUAGUGUUCCAAAAAAGGUGCCAGCAGUACUGAUACCUCCAUACAGUUGCAAAAUUUGUGAUAAAACGUUUUCCGAUAAAUAUGAUUGGGGAAGACAUAUGCGAAAACAUCCGGAGCCAUUCGUGUGCCCAAAGUGUAACAAACCAUUUAGUAGAAGAGUUAACCUCAUAGAACAUCAAUCUACUCAUAGUUAUGAGCAACCCUACAAAUGUGGAAUUUGUGACACACGAUUCAAGACGGACAGAAGUAAAAGAAUGCACGAACACAACAUGCAUACCGAAAGCGCUCGUUUUGAGUGUGCUGUUUGCGGGAAAAUGUUUCUCUAUAAAAAGUUACUCAUUGCCCACCUGCGAGUUCAUUCUUCAGGAAGGUGCUCAAAACGCCGAGAAAAUGGUGGCGAUGGCUGGAUUUCUCGCUCUAUGAAAAAGAAAAAAGGACUUCCCAGCGUAGCUACUAUGAUAGAAACCUCGGACAGUAUUCCUAAAAAGGUACCCAAAGCAUUGACACGAGAUUCGCCUCUAUACUGUUGCAAUAUCUGUGAUAGAACGUUUUCCUAUCAAUCUGUUUGGAAAAGACACCAACAAGAGCAUUUGAAGUCAUUCUUGUGUCCAAAGUGUAACAAACCGUUCGCUGAAAAACAGUAUCUUAUUGAACAUCAAGCAACUCAUAGUGAAAAGAAACCCUACAAAUGCAGAUUUUGUGAUGCACGAUUCAAGCACAGCCGCGGUAAAUUAAUGCACGAACGAUAUAGGCAUACGAAAGUUGCUCGGUUUGAGUGUGCUGUUUGCGGGAAAAUUUUUUCCUAUAAAAGUGCUAUCAUGCUGCACUUGCAUGUACAUUCUGGUGAAAAACCGUUCUGUUGCCAAACCUGUGGCGCGAGCUUUUCUCGAAAAUAUGGUCUUACUAAACACCAACAGACUCACAGUAAAAAAAGACUAAAAAGAAGCUUCAAAUGCCGCGUAUGCAACAAGCUAUUUAAAUACCAAAAGGCUAUGGCACGGCACGAACAUUCACAUCUGGAGGGUCCUCGCUUUGAAUGCGCCCUAUGCGGCAAGAAAUAUCGCCAGAAACAGAAUCUAACCUAUCACAUAUCCAAACACCAAGACGGUAUAAUAAUGCAUGAACGUCUACAUGAGGAGGGUCCUCGUUUUGAAUGCGCCCUAUGCGGCAAGAAAUAUGGCCAGAAACAGAAUCUAGCCUAUCACAUAUCACAUAAAUGCUGUUAAAUUUCUACAACCAGUAUCAAAAUGUGUACAGGUUCAAAUUCGGUUUUUCUUUGUGUUUUUCAGUUCUUGCUCAACCUUGGCAAAAGAGUUGCAAAUUGUUUCCAAUUUUUUGUGUAUUGCAUUGUUAGAUAGAGAUACCUAUGUGUGCUUAUUUUUAGUAUGUAGGUACGUAAUCAGUACUUAUUUGUUUCAAUUUUACCUAUUAGUGGAGGCAAAUUAGCAUCAUGGCCUAUUUCAAAAAUAAAAACAUUUUUGGCCACCCAAGCUUUUAUGAUGAAAAAUUGUCAAGGGUGG